Populus nigra (black poplar) is the source of this 4506-nucleotide messenger RNA. RefSeq lists its product as uncharacterized. NCBI's taxonomy places the organism in Eukaryota, Viridiplantae, Streptophyta, Magnoliopsida, Malpighiales, Salicaceae. The record is from RefSeq and is a predicted model, not a curated record. The transcript is spliced from 3 exons. The annotation marks the transcript as partial.
AUGACGAAAACCAAGCCUCUUGCUCACAAACCCCAACCUGUUGCUACUCAAAACUCUUGGGCAGAUCGAGUUAGAGUUUCUGACUCUAGUACUCGUUUCACUCUAGAGCCUCUACCAAGACAACCAUUAGGUCACAGCCUUAAAAUAACAGAAGAUAUGCUCACAGAGAAUUCUACUCAAUGGAAUCGAUGCAUGAUCGGCUUCUUUCCAGGCUUUCGAAUGCCAUUCCAUGCUGUUAAUUCUAUUGCCUCUAGGGCGUGGCGCCAAUAUGGCCUAGAAACUGUGAUGACAACUGCCAAUGGCUUCAUGAUCUUCCGCUUUAACACUGAAGAAGAAAUGCAUGCUGUACUAGAGAAGGGGCCAUGGAUGUUUGGAGGCAAAAACAUCAUCCUUCAGCAAUGGCAUCCACGAUUUCAGUUUGAUAAAAACAAAAUUGCCACUCUUCCAGUGUGGGUUCGGCUUCAUGGUUUGCCCUUUCCCCUAUGGUCCAAGCAAGGGCUCAGUUUGGCAGCAAGUAUGGUUGGCAGACCGCUAUCCUGUGAUGAGCUUACAUAUAGUUGCACUCGCUUAGAGUAUGCCAGACUCUGUGUUGAAGUUGAUGCUGCCUUACCUUUUAUUCACAGUUUUGAGAUUGACAGUCCACUCUCAACUACACCAAUUACUGUUACAGUCGAUUAUGAGUGGAAACCCCCCAGCUGUGACAAAUGUAAAGUCUUCGGUCAUUCCUGUUCCACUAAACAACCAACUGCUAUGGACACAGGCAAGGCACAUGCUACUUCGGCAGUGCCAGCUCCCCCACAAUCAGCUGCUCAUCCUACAGCUAUUGCACAUACUGCUUUGGAUAAAGGCAAAUCACAUAUUGAAUUGCAGCACAUUGUUAAGCGACAUGAUGCACCCACUGCUCAUUCAGAUGCACUUCUACCAUCAACAAGUGUCCCAGUUGCACCUCCACCAUCAGCUGAGACAAGACAACCUUUACCCAUCCAACAAGAUAAGCCGAUCCCUACUUUGCCUAUGCCUAUUGCAGAGCCGGUAGACCAACAAGAUCAUGAUGAUAGUGAUUCCAGUCAGGACUCAGGUAAUGACUUUCUUGGUUUUCUUGGCAUUCAGCAACAUCACCUCAAUGAUCAGCAUGCUAAUCUUUGUUUAGAAAGUAAAAUGGACUCCUUACGGACUAUCAGUGACACUUCCUCUGCUGUUCAAGAGGUAUCGGCUGAGGCCUCUAUCCCACAACAUACUCCUGUUCAGUCCCCAACCCCAUCUCCAACCACUGUCAGGAAAAAGAAAGGGGUUCCCACCCGCAUCACCUUUAUAUAUGGCUUCAAUACUCCAGCUGAAAGGUUAGCCCUCUGGCACUACAUUACCCAGGAAUCAUCCUCUGGUAUUCCAUGGAUUGUGAUGGGGGAUUUUAAUGCAAUAUUGCAAGCAGCAGACAGGAUAGGGGGAGAUACUAGAUGGCCUAGUCAUCUUGAUGCCUUCAACAAUUGUAUCAGACAGUCUGAACUCCUUCACAUUCCAUACACUGGCCUAAAAUAUUCGUGGCACAAUGGUCAACAUGGCUGCAAUACUAUUCAGAAAAAACUUGACUGGAUCUUUGGUAAUCAAUACUUGCUCUCAAAAUGGCCUGCAGCUCAUGCCACUUUUCAGCCGCGUUGCAUUUCUGAUCAUAGUGCCAUGAUAUUGCACCUCUGCAUUCCACCUCAGAGGAGGUGUGUUCCAUUUAAAUUCUUGAAUAUUUGGGCAGAUAGGGAUGACUUUAUGGAUGUUGUUGGUUCCUCUUGGCACAUACCAGUCAGUGGUAACCCCAUGUAUCAGUUCACUACUAAACUUCGUCGGCUGAAGUCAGUGUUUAGGACACUCCAUCAUCAUCAUACAAGUGACAUCACAGGUAGAGUAGCCAGUGCUAGGGAGGCAUGGUUUGCAGCUCAACAUUUUCUAGAUGAACACCCUACAUCUGUGGAAGCUCAGCAAAGUGAAAGAUUUCUCGCCAGUCGUUACAUGCAGCUAUGUAAGGAUGAGGAAUCCUACUUCAAGCAAAGGUCACGAAUCCAAUGGCUACAACUUGGAGAUAAGAACACAGCAUUCUUUCAUAAAUCCUUGCUUCAUCGCCAAACAAGAAACAGAAUCCAUAUGCUGCAGGAUGAGUCGGGAAAUAACAUCAUUGAUGAACAGGAAAUUGGGCAACUAGCAACGUCAUACUAUGAGCAACUUCUUUCACCCACUCCUUCUCCAUUGGCAGAAGAUAUUACGAGUCUAUAUCCAACGACCAUCUCAGACACAUCAAGAUGCAUGGCCAACCUUCCUAUCACCAAUGAUGAUAUUAAAAAUGCUUUGUUUUCUAUUCCUGACAGCAAGUCUCCGGGUCCGGAUGGAUAUAAUGCUCUCUUUUUCAAGAAGAGCUGGCCUCUCAUUGGGGUUGAUUUCAUUGCUGCGGUCAGGUAUUUCUUCUCACACAACUCACUGCCUCGCUGUGUCAAUGCUACCAGAGUAGCACUUGUUCCAAAGAUAGAGAAUCCUUCCUGUCUAAAUGAUUACAGGCCCAUCUCUUGCUGUAACGUGCUAUACAAAUGUAUCUCCAAGCUCAUUGUUCACAGGUUGAAAACAGCUUUGGUAGAUGUCAUUGGUCCGUCUCAAACAGCUUUUCUCCCAUGCCGGCAUAUCUCAGAUGCCAUCCUCCUGACACAAGAGCUCCUACACAACUACCACCUCAACAAUGGUCCAGCACGGUGUGCUUUAAAAAUCGAUCUCAAGAAGGCAUUCGAUACAGUCAGUUGGGAAUUCAUAUUAGCUGGACUUGCAGCUAUUGCUAUCCCUCCAGCCAUGAUAACUUGGAUUACAACCUGUAUCACCACUGCACAUUACUCUAUCAGUAUUAAUGGGGAGUCGCAUGGCUUCUUCAAAGCAUCCAGGGGCAUUCGGCAGGGAGAUCCUCUUUCUCCAUAUCUAUUUGUGCUGGCCAUGGCCGGUCUAGGAGGGAUCAUUCAACAAACAAUUCAGCAAUCCACAUUUAAGUAUCACUGGCGGUGUAAGCCAACUGGUAUAACUCAUAUUUGUUUUGCAGAUGACCUUAUGCUCUUCUGUCAUGCUGAUCUAGCAUCCAUCGGCGUGCUCAAGUCCAGCUUAGACAAAUUCUCACUGCUUUCAGGUCUUUCCAUUAAUCUUGCCAAAAGCUCCCUGUAUUUGUCUGGCAUUGAUGAUACCCUGCAAAGCAACAUUCAACGACAAAUAGGAAUACAACAACAGCACCUUCCAGUGCGGUAUCUUGGAGUGCCACUUAUUUCUACACGCCUAACUCACACGGAUUGCAUCCCCCUAGUAGAGCGAAUCACUUCACGGAUCAAACUUUGGACCUCCUCUUCGCUCACAUAUGCUGGUCGCCUCCAACUUAUAAAAGCUGUCCUCUUCUCUAUCCAGGUGUACUGGUCAUCCAUCUUCAUCUUGCCAUGCUCAACCAUAAAGACAAUUGAAAGGAUUCUUUCUGCUUUCUUAUGGAAGGGUACUUCUUUAUCUACUUCGGGUGCAAAGGUGGCCUGGACAUCCGUAUGUUACCCUGUUCAGGAAGGUGGGCUAGGCAUCAAAAGGCUUGCAACUUGGAACAAGGCUGCUACAUUAAAGCAUAUUUGGCAUCUGCUCACCAGCAAAACUUCUAUAUGGACAACAUGGGUUCACGCAGUAUUGCUCCGCAAUCGUUCAUUCUGGCAUAUCAAUACUUCUAACCCAUCGUGGUCAUGGAGGAAGAUCUUACAAAGUCAGGGUUGGUGCAGGGGUUGGUUCCUAACAGGAAUAGGGAAUGGCUCCUUAACAUCACUAUGGUAUGAUUACUGGCUGCCUCACGGGAAGAGAUUAAUUGAUGACUUCUCAUUAAGGACUCUCACGGCAACAGGCUUGCCUUGGACAGCUAGAGUGUCUGAUAUCAUCAACAACGAACAAUGGCAAUUUCCUCCAAGCUCAUCAGAACUGCAAGCAACAUGGGAUUCCAUUCGGUUCCUACCUUGUCCAUCAUCACCAGACGUCUGCACAUGGAAGGGGCACCCAUCAGGAGAAUUUUCUAUAGCCUCUGCAUGGGAACUUCUUCGUGAUGUUAGACCUGUUACAAGCAUACACCACCUCCUGUGGUUUAGAGGUCACAUUCCUAGUCACUCAUUCAUCCUAUGGCUUGCAUGUAGGGGCCGGUUACGCACUAUGGACAGACUGCACUCUGUGGGCAUACUCACAAACAACAUUUGCAUAUUAUGUGGCAUCAAUGUGGAAUCACAUGAGCACUUAUUCUUUGAAUGCAACUUCACUGGUACGCGGAAUAACAUUAUCAGCAUGAUUGCACGUCUCUUGCUGUCAACUUCAGUUUACAUCUUGUGGCAUGAAAGAAACAAUCGCAUAUUCAGUAACAGUUACAAGACGGCUCAAGCCAUAGUUGAGGAGAUUUUUCAGCUACUACGAACACACAUAACAAACAUGGAGCAUACAUGCAGGAUCCCUUAUUUCAUAUGCACUGUAUGGGACUUGCAG